AUGGCUGGCAGGCCCGGGACUGCAAGAAGCGAAAUCUCCUCCGCUAUAUCAGACGACGGCAUCGCCCCCAGAGCAGAACCCGAGAACCGACAGGACCAACCCGCGUUGCCCAACCCAUCCGCCGCCCAGCAUGGCUUCUCCCACCUCCGAGGCGUCACACAACCGACGAAUCGAACCAUACGGAACCCGCCGCCACCACCGUCAAGCACUGCAGGUUCCAGUCGUCCUCAGAGCCCAGCAGUGUCCACCGUCAGCAGGACGCAUGUGCCGUCACUGACGGCCCAGGGCUUUCACCGACCCAUGAGCUCUCAAAAGCUGCAGGCCCAGCGCUUCAGACGACCAAAUACGGGAGUUCAGCCGCCAGCCGCGAUUCCGGACAACGAGAAUGAAGAAUAUGCCGAUGAUGAAAGUGUUGCCUCGAGUCGAGCUCCUAUGCCAAAAGGCCAUCGACCCUUUCAAUCGAUAACCACUGACUACACACACUCCGAGGGCCCCGAACCGUACGAGACCACUUCUCAUGAUUAUCAGUCGCAUCAGGAAGGUGAUGUCGGGCUGGUGGACGGGUCCAGAAAGGUUGUCCAGCGUCCCAUGCACUUGAACCUGUCGGCCGGGCAAGGAACAGCAGACGCGCCACAAAAGUCACCGCUGUCGUUUCGAUCCGGUUUGAGUCUUGCGAGUAAAGGUCGCAUGGAGCCCGGCCAUCAGCAUUUGUCUUCGAAUGCCACAUCACCACGACAUCCACCAGAGCGGCAGUCCAAAUCAGGUUCAGGGACUGGGAAGAAUCACGAAUACUUCCAGGGCAACACCGUCUUUUGGUGGGGCGGUCGCAUGCAAAAUGCACGCGAUCGGCCUGUCAACAUCGCGACUGGAAUCUUCCUCGUUCUUCCUGCGAUACUUUUCUUCGUCUAUUCUGCCUCAUAUCUCUGGCACCAUGUAUCACCAGCGAUACCCAUCAUCUUCGCCUACAUUUUUUUCGUUUGUCUUUCCUCGUUCAUCCACGCUUCUCUUGUGGACCCUGGAAUCUUUCCUCGGAAUGUACAUCCUUUUCCGCCCCCAGAGAAAGAGGAUCCUCUUGCGAUCGGACCACCCACGAAUGACUGGGUCAUGGUCCGUCUGGCGACCUCCGAGACAGCGGCUAUGGACGUUCCAGUCAAAUACUGCAAGACGUGCAACAUCUGGCGCCCUCCUCGGUGCUAUCACUGCAGAGUCUGCGACAACUGCGUAGAAACACUGGAUCACCAUUGCGUGUGGCUCAAUAAUUGUGUUGGGAGACGCAACUACCGAUACUUCUUCAGCUUUGUGGCCACAGCCACGUUUCUUGGGCUUUUCCUCGCGUUUGGUAGCUUGGGCCACUGUAUCUCAUACAGUAAUCGGGAAGAUGUGUCAUUCAGCAAAGCGAUCAACGACAAUCGCAUUCCUUUUGCGAUGUUCAUAUAUGGCAUUUUGGCGUUUCCGCGAUUUCCGAAGUCAGAGCGGCAUCGUCCUUUCACACAAGGCAACUUCUUGAAGAAUUGGCUGGCCGUGCUUGGUCGACCACGGCCUCCGACAUAUUUGCAUUUCAAGAAGAGCUACGAGGAGGGUGACCAGCGAUUUGGAGACAGGCGUGGCCAGCGACAGGCGCCCUUGGUCCCGGACGCUCAGAAUGGGGGAAUGGAGAUGAAAACUGUAACACCACAGCAGCAGCGCGGAUUUGAAGGGCCGCACUCUAAGAAACUGGAGGCUCGGUAG
Molecule: messenger RNA, 1728 nt
Organism: Cyphellophora attinorum
Lineage: Eukaryota; Fungi; Ascomycota; Eurotiomycetes; Chaetothyriales; Cyphellophoraceae
Product: Palmitoyltransferase erf2
Exons: 4
Coding region: 1-1728 (575 amino acids)
Biological process (GO): protein targeting to membrane; peptidyl-L-cysteine S-palmitoylation
Cellular component (GO): endoplasmic reticulum; Golgi apparatus
Molecular function (GO): protein-cysteine S-palmitoyltransferase activity
Source: RefSeq, a predicted model, not a curated record